This is a messenger RNA of Numida meleagris (helmeted guineafowl), 873 nucleotides long. Its product is annotated as C-factor-like. NCBI's taxonomy places the organism in Eukaryota, Metazoa, Chordata, Aves, Galliformes, Numididae. The record is from RefSeq and is a predicted model, not a curated record.
UGGGUGUGGUGGAAGCUCAGCAUGCUAUAAGAAGCAUGUGGGCAUUGAGCAAACAGUGUGAGUUGGAGCAGCGGCAGGAGAAGCAAUAUGGGAGAGCUGCGUGUCCGCUCUGCUCUGGUGACUGGAGCCAACCGGGGAAUCGGCCUGGGGCUUGUCCAGCACCUGCUGGCAUUGCCAAACCCACCCGAGUGGGUCUUUGCAGGCUGCCGGGACCCCAAGGGACAGCGAGCGCAGCAGCGUCGGGGAGCGCCUCAAGGGCUCGGGGCUGAACCUCCUCAUCAACAACGCUGCCAUUCUGAAGAUGAACUCACUUGACACUGAGACACUGAAGGACAUGUCCCAGGUGUACACGACCAACUCCAUUGCACCCCUGCUGCUGAGCCAGGCGUUCCUGCCCCUGCUGAAGAAGGCAGCCCAGGGGAGCCCGGGCUCAGGGCUGAGCUGCAGCAAGGCAGCCAUCGCCAACGUGUCCAGCAUUGGGGGUUCGAUCACAGAAAUGUAUAUGUGGGAAACUGCACAAUGCAUUGCUUAUCGCUGCAGCAAGGCUGCUCUGAACAUGCUCACCAGGUGCCAGUCCAUGGGGUACCGGGAACACGGCAUCCUCUGUGUCGCUCUCCAUCCCGGAUGGGUGCAAACAGACAUGGGGAGCUCAGCCGGACAUGUGCCCCCGGUGACGGUGGACGCGAGCGCAGGAGGGAUGCUGAAGGUGCUCUCCUCCCUCUCCGAGAAGGACACCGGGACCUUCCUGGACUGGGAAGGGAACGUUGUGCCCUGGUGAGGUGCUGGCCCAGCCUCGUGCCUGGAUCCUUCCAGUGGCCCCUCUGCUGCUGCCUGACCUCUGCUUCCCCCUCAAUAAACGCAUAUCUGAGAGCA